Mustela lutreola (European mink) is the source of this 4046-nucleotide messenger RNA. RefSeq names its product NIMA related kinase 2 (gene NEK2). The transcript is spliced from 8 exons. NCBI's taxonomy places the organism in Eukaryota, Metazoa, Chordata, Mammalia, Carnivora, Mustelidae. The record is from RefSeq and is a predicted model, not a curated record. Gene Ontology annotation, biological process: protein phosphorylation. The coding region runs from base 2082 to 3416 and encodes 444 amino acids. Gene Ontology annotation, molecular function: ATP binding; protein kinase activity.
CAUACUCCUGGGAUGGCCGUCCCCCGAUAUUUUCUGCCACGGGGUUGGGACAUUUGAAACAUGUGUACUUCAGGGCUCACUCCAGAUCCUUGCAUGAUUAUUAAUAAACUACUCUCUCAUACUUUCAUUUAACAAAAAUUAAUUGCAUGCCCCCUCUUACAGGACUUAUAAUGGCUGCCAGGAGCUUGGAGCUAAGCUACUGCCAGACCCAUGUAAACAAAUAAUAAUAAAUAACAAGGGAAAUAUUGAUUUAUGUACAAGGGGGUCUGUGAACACUGUAAAUGGAAAAAAUAGCUUGUUUUAGCAAGCUAUAAGGGUUUCCUAGGGUAUAGGAAAGUAAGUUGGUAUUGAGUAUCAAAAGACAAGUUGUAUCCUCUAGACAGACUUGGGGGGUGAAUGAGUGGUUAAGGGAGUUGGGUGGACAGUAUUCCAGGCAAGCGGAAAAACAGGUACAAAGGUGAUGGUGGUAGUAGGAGCUGAGAAAGUGUGCCAGGUUUGGAGAACUGGAGCAAAGCCUGAGAGCAGAAGAGUGGCCAGAGAGAAGGUGCAGGGCUGGAUUUGGGGCAGACCAGUCAAAGAGCCCCAUGCACAUCAAUCUUUAAGAAGUACUAAAAUAAAAAAAUACAGUUUCAAUUAGCUCAGACACUUGUGGCUCUUUACAUAACUUUUGAAACCUAAAUUGGUCCUAUUCCCUUGAGGUAAGACAGUGUCCUUGAAUGUUAUUUUAAUAAUGCUUCUGGCUGGUAAUUCCAAUUAUGCUGUAUUCAGUGCAUGUAAGAAAUUCUUUAUUUUAAACAGAAACUGGUUUGUAAUUCUUAUUAAUAGAAAAUCAAGUUCCUUUCAACUCCAUGUUGAACAGAUAUUUAAAGAAAAUUGACCUACUUAUGCACUGUCAAAUUAUUAGUCUUCUGGUAAUGGACUAUUUCUCCUUCGAGGCCUGGCCCCCCAUCCUGGUAAAAACAGGACUCUUUGAUCUGCCUAGGUGAGCGAGGCACCGGGAAGAAGCUAUAGCUUAUGACAUAUUGCCAAUUAAUUAUGUGUUUGGCACCCCAAAUAACUUAUGUAGUAGUCUUUUCUAAUAAAAAUUUUUUGUAGGAGUCUUAAAGGUAAACCUGUUUCUGUCCUAGAGCCACCAUAUUUUCCCGCGUAUUCCAAAAUAUCAAGGACUUCCAUAUUCUACACUGAGGUUUUGCAUACAUCCUGUGCAUGUGAAACAGGACUCUACAUUUAGUGUUCAAAAAUACAGUCUCUCUAUGAUGACUACACCCUAAAGUCGUGCGUAAGCUUUAAAUCAUUUCUAUGAGCAUCUACUGUUUUCAAAUCGAUUUCUUCUCUUCCUGGCUGUUGGACCGAAAACAAAUAAUCUAACCUUUCUGUGCUUCCAUUUCCUCAUGGGAAAGAACACUAAUUCCCGCAUUAUAGGUCUGUGCUGAGGAAUAAACGAGACAACACGUGUAAAGUGCUUGGCACAGUCCCCGACCACAGUCUGAAUCGUUCACCUAUCUUCAGCAGAGCUUCUGUACUCUGCAUCUGAGCCCUGAGCUCCCAGUCUGCAGUGUGACCCCGCCCAGGCUCGGGGUUCAGGAACCCAGGAGGAGGGCGUGUGCAGAAGAGAGUGCUUAGUGUAAGGGGUCAGAGUGCAAAGGUCAGAAGGUGGCCGGUGGCGGCAGUGUGCAAAGAAGUCCAAGGAGAGGUCCCCGGACUUCGAUUACCUUGGCGACCUCAGCGGGAGGGACAGACUUGCGGAGAUCCGCCUACACCCGCUUUCUAUCCCAGCCUCUUUUCGGUUUAGCUCCGCCCCUUUCUCUCGAAGCGGGCGCGGGGCUGAGGGGGAGCCGACGCCGACAGCGACGCCGACGCGGUUGCCUAGCGAUGCGCCUUUCCCAGGAUGCCUAGGAUGUUGUGUUCUUUUAACCAAUCAGAGAGGCGAAGCCAGCUCACCGCGGGCCAAUAGGCUGCCAGGCCAGGACCCGCGUCGGUUAAACCGGGCUGGAGACUGGUGCGGCCAGGUAGGUAGUGUGGCUCGGAGACUGCUCCGAGCCGGCGGAACGACCUGCAGGAGGUCUGCGGAGGGCCCGGCCAUGCCCACUCGGGCGGAGGACUACGAGGUGUUGUACACCAUCGGCACGGGCUCCUAUGGCCGCUGCCAGAAGAUCCGGAGGAAGAGCGACGGCAAGAUAUUAGUUUGGAAAGAACUUGACUAUGGCUCCAUGACAGAAGCUGAGAAACAGAUGCUUGUUUCUGAAGUGAAUUUACUCCGCGAACUGAAACAUCCAAACAUCGUCCGUUACUAUGAUCGAAUUAUUGACCGAACCAACACAACACUGUACAUUGUAAUGGAAUAUUGUGAAGGAGGGGACCUGGCCAGUGUAAUUACAAAGGGAACAAAGGAAAGACAAUACUUAGAGGAAGAGUUUGUUCUUCGAGUGAUGACUCAGUUGACUCUGGCCCUAAAAGAAUGCCACAGACGGAGCGAUGGUGGUCAUACCGUGCUGCAUCGGGAUCUGAAACCAGCCAACGUUUUCUUGGAUGGCAAGCAAAACGUUAAGCUUGGCGACUUUGGGCUAGCUAGAAUAUUAAACCAUGAUACGAGUUUUGCAAAAACAUUUGUUGGCACACCCUAUUAUAUGUCUCCUGAACAAAUGAGUCGCAUGUCCUACAAUGAGAAAUCGGAUAUCUGGUCACUAGGUUGUUUGCUGUAUGAAUUGUGUGCGUUAAUGCCUCCAUUUACAGCUUUCAACCAGAAAGAACUAGCUGGCAAGAUUAGAGAAGGCAAAUUCAGGCGAAUUCCCUAUCGUUACUCUGAUGAAUUGAAUGACAUUAUUACGAGGAUGUUAAAUUUGAAGGAUUACCACCGACCUUCUGUUGAAGAAAUUCUUGAGAAUCCUCUGAUAGCAGAUCUGGUUGCAGAAGAGCAAAGAAGAAAUCUCGAGAGAAGAGGGCGCCGAUUAGAGCCAGAGAAGCGCCAGGACUCCAGCCCGGUCUUGGGAGAGCUCAGACUGAAGGAGCUUCAGCUGCAGGAGCGCGAGCGGGCCCUCCAAGCCCGAGAGGAGAGGCUGGAGCAGAAGGAACGGGAGCUCUGUGUUCGGGAGAGACUGGCAGAGGACAAGCUGGCGCGGGCAGAGAGUCUGCUGAAGAACUACAGUCUGCUGAAGGAGCAGAAGUUCCUGCGUCUGGCGAGCGGUCCAGAACUUUUCGAUCUUCCUUCCUCGAUAAUUAAGAAGAAAGUUCAUUUCAGUGGCGAAAGUAAAGAGAACGUCAUGAGGAGUGAGAAUUCUGAGAGUCUGCUCACCUCCAAAUCCAAGUGCAAAGACCUGAAGAAAAGGCUUCAUGCUGCUCAGCUCCGCGCCCAAGCCUUGUCAGAUAUUGAAAAAAAUUACCAGCUGAAAAGCAGACAGAUUCUGGGCAUGCGCUAGCCCAGAGAGAGCCCCAGAGCUGUGUAUAGUAUGUAGCUUUGCCUACCUUUUAAAGAUUGAUAUUCAACUGCUGUAGCUUUACAUACUCGGUUCCAUGAGCCAUGCCUUUUUGUAUAGUGAGCAAGAUAUUUUAGAAUUACUUUGGUUGUUCUUCUGCAACAAUUGUACAAAAUGUACACACCUUUAAUUUUUCUUUCUUUAUAGAAAGAAUGACAUUUUCUUGGUGGGUUGGGCUUUUAAUCCUGUGUGUGAUUACUACUGGAACAUGAAAUAUGACAUUCUAAAGGUUGGGGGGAAAUAAUGUUAGGGAAAAAAAAAGUAGCCAGGCGUAGCACUUAGUGAGAAGUUUUAAAUGACUGAGUGGUGUUCUGACAGUUGUCGUGCCUCGUUGUAAGGUUUUACAUGUUCUUGAGCUUACAAAACCUAAUUGGAUACAAACCGGCCACUAAUACUGUGAACCUCUCGCUUGUAAGUGUCCCACUGGUCUGCAGUGGAAAUGUGUCCCCUUUUGUGAAAUUCAUCACUGUGAUGUCUAUAUUCUUCCUUUUUAUUCUAUUUAAGAGUGUUUCAGCUGGCUGUCCUUUACCACCUGUUUCUCACUAAAUAAAAGAAUGCUUUCGUUUUCCUGUA